Molecule: messenger RNA, 3899 nt
Organism: Amblyraja radiata (thorny skate)
Lineage: Eukaryota; Metazoa; Chordata; Chondrichthyes; Rajiformes; Rajidae
Product: stathmin-like
Exons: 4
Coding region: 3107-3538 (143 amino acids)
Biological process (GO): microtubule depolymerization; neuron projection development; regulation of microtubule polymerization or depolymerization
Cellular component (GO): neuron projection; cytoplasm
Molecular function (GO): tubulin binding
Source: RefSeq, a predicted model, not a curated record
UUAUGUCAUCAUUGGCUAUAUUUUAAUACAAAAUGUAAUUUUUGAAAAUGGAUUGGAAGAAAACUGUUGUAUCUCUUGACAUUUGAUUAAUAUCAAUGCCAAAUGUGAAAAAAAGUUCUAGGCUCUCAGGAUUACAUAGAACAGUAGAGCACAAUGUCUGUGCCAAACAUGAUGCCGAAUUAAGUUAAUCCCCUCUGCCUACAUGUGACCCAUAUACCCCCACCCCGUUCACUGCAUAUUUAUGUGCCUAGCUAAAAGCCUCUUAAAAGCCAUUGUUGUUUCUGCUUCUGCCAACACCCUGGCAAUGGGUUCCAGGGUCCUACCACUCUCUGUAUAAAAAAAACUUGCGCCAUGUAUCUUGUUUAAACUCUCCCCCUCUCCUUGAAAGCUAUGCACUCCUGUAUUUCAUAUUUCCACAUUCAUCUGCAAUGCUGCCUGAGUUCCACCAGCACUUUGUCUUUUUUUUUGACAUUUCAACCAUGGGAGAAAAGUUGCGACACAUAAUUUUAUGAGCUUAUCUGGUCUUCCCCCAUUCUCCGAAGCUCCUGAAAACAAGUGUGCUCUAAACCUGCUUAUGGCUCAUACCCCCUAAUCCAAUCAGCAUGCUUCUCUGCACCCUCUCCAAAAACACAUAUUCUUGCAUAAUGGGGCAAACGGAAUUGCACACAAUACUCCAGCUAGGAAGUCCAGCAACACCAUACCAUACACCUUCUUUUCCACUUUAUGACUUGUGUUGUCUCUUUCAGGGAGCCAUGGAUUGGACCAAAGAUCCCUCUGUACAUCAAUGCUGUUAAGGGUCUUGCCAAAUAUUUUUUAAUGAAAAUUCCCAUCCAUUGCUUAUGAUGUUUUUUCUUUGAGAUAUGGAUCUAUUUCUUUCUGAAUUGUUAUCACUGAGUAAUUGCAGUGAUUCUUUUUUUACUCCACCACUGAAGUACCCAAGGGAUCCAGACUGAGCUUCUAUUUUCCUACCUUCCAUACGUCAAUGUCCAUAGUUAUGAGUGCAUCAUUACUGGCAGCCCAGCUAAACAAAUAGUCUUACUGAUAUAACUUCCAGACUGAAUCUGCAGCAGAAAAUGAUUGAACAAACAUGAAGGAUUACUCUUUUUACUUUAAUCUCAAUAACCUGCCUCUGUGCACUCCUGAAUUGGUAGGAGGAGCCAAUGCACACUUUGAAGAAGCAACAUGUGGUUUAAUAAAAGGGACCAAUGGAUGUACUAACAUUUCCAGAAGGCACUUAAGGUUAUCGAGCAUAAAAGCAUGCGGUAUUGUGGAAGAAAGGAUUUAUGGACAGAAUGUGAAUGGAGAAUAGACAUUAGUAGAACUUGUUCUGGUUUAUAAGAUGGAACCUUUGGGGUGUCAACUUCUUAUAAUUUAUCUGAAUGAAUUGGUAUGGUUCUUUAAUAUGCUAAUGACACAAAGAUAGUAAAAUUAUUUAUAAAUAAGAUUCAAGUAGGAUACAAAGGGAUAUAAUAGGGUGAAUGAAUGGACAAAGAUCUGGUAAAUGGUGUAUAAUGUUGGAAGAUGUAAAACUGCCUCUCUUGGCAGGAAACUUAAAGCAUGAUAUAAAUGGUAGGGAUUAGAGUAUUGAAAUGCGGAGAGAUCUGUAUGUCCCUGCGUAUGUUCUGCUAAAGGUUAAUGUACAAGUACAGCAAGUAAUCUGUAAAUUGAUUAAAAAUAGGGAAUAUUACAAGAUUAAAUGAGUAUGUAUGAAAUAUUAGUCUUUUUGAAUGCGUAUUAUGUGACUUUGUAUUUUCUUUGACUUUGAGGAGGUUUAUUAGACUUGGGGCAGCUUGUAUGCUGGCUUGAUUGCAAUGUAAAAUACCAAGGCCUCUUUAUAGAAUAGAUGUUUGACAUACAGGACCUCUUUGCCUGGUUGACUCUUAUCUUUUGAAAAAAAAAGUUGUUUUCUGGGUCAAGAGUAGGUAGGAUUGGGAAAUAAUAGUUGGCCUAGUGUAGGUCAUUCGUAAAACAAAAUGAUCCUAACAAAUGAAAUUAUAUUUUCCAUCUAUGCACUAUUCAUCUGAAAAAGCAUUAGAUUUCAUUCUCACGGCUGGUUUGAUUCUGUUGUAGUACCGGCACUUUUCGUCCAACCACUUUGUCUGUAUUGGAUGAACAGACGCAUCAUUCUUUCAUUUAAGUUGAGCCACAUUGUUUGCAACCUUGGUGUCACAAUUAACCCACGUUGAACUUCCGAUUAUACAACCAUACUAUCAACGAGACCAAUUCUACCUCUGUACAAUGGGCCUGCCUCCAAUUUUGCUUCAACUCUGCUGAAAUCUACUUCCGUUCCUCGUUACCUUUAUAUUUUACUAUUCUCAUGCUUUCCGCCUUUCAACGUACACAUACAAUUCUCUGAGCCUUUAUUAAUAACUUUUUCAUUAAUAACUUUUUGUAUGUUGAUUCUCAGCUUUAAACGUCAUGUGCUCUCUGCUCCAUUUUUGUAAUUACCACCAAACUUGCAACUUGCCAGGUGUUGGAUCAAUUCUGAAGUUUUGCGAGUCCCAGAUUUUAAUUGUAUAAUGUUUCACCUUUAGAAUUCUUAGUCGGUUUCCUCAUCUGUCCUUGAUAUCUUUUGUGGCUCAGCAUUUUUGUUUUUACAGAUGUCACACCUACUGUGUGCAAUUGGAACACUUUAUUAAUAUGAAGCCACUGUCAUCCCUACCCUCACCUGACUUUUAUUUGCCAAUUAAUUCCUGCUUGCCUGUGUCCACCUAUCACUUCUUUAUACUGGCUAGUCCCCUCUACACUUUUAAUUUAAAUGAAGUAUUGACAUAAAAAGUCAAUUUACCUCCAUAGAUGCAGCCUGACUUGCUGAGUCCCUCCUGCAGCUCUAGUUUUUGCUUCAGAUUCAGCACCGGCAGUCUCGUGCCAUUCAUUAUUAUUGAAUCAGUUUAAUGUGAUUUAACAAUACCCAUUCUAGUUUCCCAUUCAGCUUUUAUCCCGGAACGUUGGGAUAAGAGUUAAUUGUUUUAAUCUGAGUUGCAGCUUUGAACAGAUUUCAAAAACGACUAUUGUGACUAAUUUUAUGCUCAUUUCAUAGAUUCUCUUCUUGCAUUGAAUAUUUUCCUGAGUUGUCAAGCUUAGUUCGGUAUCUUCGUUAAAGAAUAUGGCGUCUACUGAUAUUAAAGUAAAGCAAUUAGACAAGCGUUCUUCAGGCCAAGCUUUUGAGAUCAUUCUGAGCCCUACAGCCGAAGCAAUUCCAGAGUUUCCUCUUUCUCCCAAGAAAGAUCGAUCACUUGAAGACCUUCAAAAAAAGAUGGAAGCUGCAGAAAACAGACGAAAGUCACAUGAAUCUGAGGUUCUGAAGCAGUUGGCUGAGAAACAGGAGCAUGUAAAAGAAGUGCUUCAAAGAGCAAUUGAAGAAAAUACCAAAUUCAGCAAAAUGGCAGAAGAAAGACUGAUUUCCAAGAUGGAGCUUAUUAAAGAAAACCGUGAGGCCCAGUUAGCUGCUAAGCUUGAGCGCCUUCAUGAGAAGGACAAGCACCUAGAGGAAGUGAGAAAGAACAGAGAAAGCAAAGAAACUGAAGAAAUGGUUUAACCAUGUCUGUUGUAGUAAUUGUAUUCAAACAAUUUCCAAAGAGCACUUACAGCCAAUGUGUUGAACGCAACCCUAUUGAAACAUGUAACCAGAUACUUUUUGAAAUGGGAUGUAGGGGGGGGAGGGGGGUGGGGGGGAUCUGGGAUACUAGAAUUUACUCUUUUUGAUGAUUUUGUUUUAUCUCUCCAAACGCAUUUUUUCUACUUAUGCAUUGCAUGUACUGUGCAGAAAUGAAAAUGUUAAAGUGUAGUUUUCAUCUGCUUUGCCCCUUGAUAUCUGUCAUGCUAAAUGUUAUAUUUUUUGUCUUGACUUAACAUGCCUAAUUGAAAUCUCUAAAUAAAACUGAAUAAUUGCUGCCUAA